GAGAUACGAUAUUAUUAACUACCUAUGUAAGUAUGUAUAUCGAGAAAUAAUAUGCGAAAAAGAAACAAAACGAUAAAAAAAGAAAAAAUAAAAUAAUAAUAAACAAGAAAAAAAUAAAAGAAAAUGGGUAGAGUUACCUCGCACACAAGCAUCCAUCAUCAUUUGAAAUUUGGCUUCUCUCGCUUCAAUUCGAUGAUAUUAUUAUUAUUAUUAUAAAAAACUAAAAUAUAAAAAGGAUUAAAAUUAUUCAAACGUUUUAAGAGAUUAGGAAUUUGAAAGAAAAAGGAAAAGUAAAAAAAAAAAAAAAGGAAAGGAGAAAAUUAAAGAUUGAAAUAAAAACCGCAGCCUCCCUUCCACCAUCAUCACCAUCACCGUCGUCACCACCACCACCACCACCACCACCACCACCACCACCACCACCAUCAUAUCGAAGCCAUAUAAUUUUUAGAAGUAAUAAACGAGAUAUAUUAUUGAUUACGAUUAAACGAAGCGACUCAUCUUUCUCCAAUUUAUUUCAUUGCUUCUCCUGCAAUAACCAGAGCCCCUCUUCUCCGCCCAACCCCCGACACCCUCUGCUACUGGCAAGAUUAUGCGGUGUCUUUUUUGCGUAAAUUCGAACGAAAGGAUAAUAAAGAGUAUCACAAACGCAGUUAGAUAUAAAAACACUAAUCACUUAUUUUUUUCUACUUCUUUGAUAAUACAAUUUUUUUCUUUUUUCCACCCCCGUCCACCCAGCCCCACCUCUUUUAAAUUUCCCGCCAAGCGAAGAAUCCCGAUCAUUCGUCGCUCCUCCAUAUUCUUUUUAUCUUUACAUUUAUACGACGAGAGAGAGAGAGAGAGAGAGAGAGAGAAAAAAGUGAGGUUAUAGGGGGUUAAGGGAAGGGAACAGGGGACACAUUCCCGUUCGUCUCGUUUAAUAUGAUUAAUUGAUGAUUUUGCCGUUGUGCAUCAGUAAAGAAAAAAUAUCUCCCCCUUGUCCUUACCUCACCUUGUCCUUUCCACUACCUAACCUCAUCCCGUCUCGUCCCUUCGUUCAACGCGGAAAUCUAAUUUACAUUUUGAUAGAACGAUUGCACUUGCCUCGGCACAUUGGCAAAGUCCUUUUCUCUCAUUGGAUGGUAAGACAACUUACCUGACGGCUUCUCCUCUAUCGGUAUUAUCACGGAAGCACACUGACAAACGGAUCAACCCGUGGCUAGUGUAUAUCUACUUAUAUUUAUACUCAACUACCAGAAAAGAAACAGCGGCAGUAUAUGAUAUGGUCGAUGCUAAUUUAAUCUGUCAAUCAAAUAUUUUAUAACUUGAAAGCAUAUUUGUAUUUACAUCCUAUGUAUUUACGUAUGCGUGCAUAUAUAUAUAUAUAUAUAUUCGCAAUCUUUCAAGAUAUACUCGUAUUUUACUUUUCAUUCCGAACCUGAUUUAUAUAUUAAUGUGUUAAUGUAUGUCCGAAAAUGAUAUCGAAUAUUCUUACGACUAAUUUCAUAGCGAUUAACGUUAACCAAUAAUAUCCUUAUUUCAACGAUUAAUCGUUAUUAUUGUUUUUCGUAAAAACAACGAAGCGUUCAAAGCUAUUCAAUUAAAUUACGAUCGAUGAAUCAUAAAAAGAUAAAGAAAAGGAAAGAAAAGAAAUAAAAGAAAAAUUUUCCUCUUGAAAUGUGAAUUAAGGAAAACAUAACCUAAGACGAUUCAAUUGAUAUAUGAAUACGUUUACAUUUAUGGGACAAUGAUUGCGUUAGUUUUAUUUUAAACGAUACUGAUUAUAUAUAUAUAUGUGUGUGUGUGUAUGUGUGUGUGUGUAUGUGUAAAAGAUAUAAUUUGUAAGAAAGUGCCUAAAGAUGGUAUUGAAUUUUAUUUAUCAACCGAGUUAGUUACCUUACUCUUCAAUUAUGUAGAAAUCUUUUUUAACGACGCUCGAUAAAACAAUUGUAAUUGAAGUGUAUAGUUUCUGUUAUACUCUGAUAAAGUUUAAUCGCUUAAUAAUUCGAUCAAGCACAACGUCCCUAUAACGUCCAAUGGUAUAAAUAAUUAUAGAAAUAAUUUUGAAGUAAUUUCAUUGAAGAGUACUUAAAUAAUUAUGGCAAGAUAUUCGAGUGAUUCAGAUUCAGAUUAUAGCAGCAGAUACAGAAGAAAACAUAGCAGGAAAUCUAGAUCCACCAGUUCGGACACUAGUGAAUCUUCACCAUACCGUAAGAGAUCAUCUAAACAUUCAAAAUCAAAAAGACGACAUCGUUCACACUCCAGAAGCAGAGGUAGAGAUAGAAAUUCGAAAAACUACAAAGGUGGCAGAAGCAAUUCGGGUGAUAGAGAAAAACGUCGCUAUCGUUCUCGUACACGUAGAUCGCAUUCUUCUGAUCGUAGCAAAAGGAAAAUGAGAUCUACUUCUAGAGACAAAUCUAGAAGUCGUUCUAGCAGUUCGCAGUCUACCAUUAAACCUAUACUUGAGAAAUCUAAUAAUCCCAUAACUAAAGAUGACUUUUUAAUUGAACCACGUAUCAAGGAAAGUGUACUAGAAGAAAUAAAUUCUGAAGGAUUUACUCCUAAACAAUUUACUUCGUCUUCUCAUACGAAAGAAAGUAAAUUUAAAAACAUUGUCAUUGAUAUUAGUGCUGAUACUAUUCAAAUUCCUACGGUAGCCGAUAUAAGCACUGUACCAGAAAGUAUAUUCCAUCCUUCGAUUAUGCUCGAUCAAGAUGCUCGUUUUGAUAAAUGGGUUAAGAAACUUUAUACGCUUAGGCAAAAAGCAAUAGUUGAUAUGACACACGGUAAUUCUACUUGACGUUUAGUUGAUUUAGAUAUAUGAUACUUUACAUUUUGUAAAUAAACGAAUAUGUCAUUCAUUAUAUUAAAAUAUUCCUAUUAACUA
This is a messenger RNA of Vespa velutina, 2863 nucleotides long. RefSeq names its product luc7-like protein 3. The transcript has 6 exons. The record is from RefSeq and is a predicted model, not a curated record. Lineage: Eukaryota; Metazoa; Arthropoda; Insecta; Hymenoptera; Vespidae. Bases 2075 to 2776 code for a protein of 233 amino acids.